AUGGCUUCGAGGGAACUCAUUACAGCAGUACGGUAUCAUUGUGAUACUGCGGCACACAAAUUACACAUUAAUUCACGCUCAGCCACGUUGCAUAAAAAUUAUUCCAAUUUCAAUACGAGUUGGUUGUAUUUUCAUAGCUCAACAAUGUCGUUCUACGAUCAAGCGGGCUCAAGUGCUCCGGGUAUAGAUCAUCGCAGAAAAUGGGAUCAGGAAGAAUUUGAGAAAAGAGCAUUAGAUCGUGUAAAAGCUGAAAAACUAGAGGAAGCAGUUAGAAAUGGCACUAAACCGAAAAUUGAGCCGAAAGUGAAAAGAGAAAUGCUGAAGGCUAGAGAUUAUAAGGUUGACCUUGAGUCAAAAUUGGGACGAUCAGUUGUCAUCAACAAGACAACUCCAGCUGCUGAGACUGGAGGAUACUAUUGUGAUGUUUGCGACUGCGUUGUUAAAGAUUCGAUCAACUUUUUGGAUCAUAUUAACGGCAAAAAUCAUCAGAGGAACAUGGGGAUGUCAAUGAAGGUCAAAAGAAGUACUCUAGAUGAAGUGAAGGAGCGCUUCAAGUUGAAAAUGGCAGAGAAGGAGUUGGAAAAGAAGCAUAAGAACAUGGAAGAAAUCCUUAGCGAUGUCCACGAAGAAGAAGUGAGGAUGAACGAUUACAAAAAGGAAAAGAAAGCUGAGCAACGGAAACGGAAGCUUAUCGAAGCGGCUCCAGAGGAGGAUGAAGUUGACACCGAACUCAAGGCCAUGAUGGGUUUUGGAGGAUUCAGUUCUAAGAAGAAAUGA
Necator americanus (New World hookworm) is the source of this 777-nucleotide messenger RNA. RefSeq lists its product as uncharacterized. The transcript is spliced from 7 exons. The record is from RefSeq and is a predicted model, not a curated record. Bases 1 to 777 code for a protein of 258 amino acids. Gene Ontology annotation, biological process: mRNA splicing, via spliceosome. Lineage: Eukaryota; Metazoa; Nematoda; Chromadorea; Rhabditida; Ancylostomatidae. Gene Ontology annotation, cellular component: nucleus; spliceosomal complex; U4/U6 x U5 tri-snRNP complex. Gene Ontology annotation, molecular function: nucleic acid binding; zinc ion binding.